Molecule: messenger RNA, 5291 nt
Organism: Lindgomyces ingoldianus
Lineage: Eukaryota; Fungi; Ascomycota; Dothideomycetes; Pleosporales; Lindgomycetaceae
Exons: 3
Coding region: 306-5291 (1661 amino acids)
Biological process (GO): regulation of transcription by RNA polymerase II
Cellular component (GO): mediator complex
Molecular function (GO): transcription coregulator activity
Source: RefSeq, a predicted model, not a curated record
UGGGCUGCGCUUGGGCUCCCGAGCCACCCUCCCCCCCCCCAUCUGCCGUCGGGUUGAGCAGGUUGAACAAUAUGCUCCAACGGCGACCCUCCUCCUCCACCACCUCCCCAUCCUGCCAUGCGUCCUUCAUAAACACGCCCACGACGUCGCCGGCCCUUGCCAUCCCGCGCAUCGUCCCCUAGCUUCGCUCGUCGCGUCGCGCACCAGAAAGAGCGCGGUUGAUGAAGAUUCACAGCGCAGUGUCCGGCGUGCAUUUUCGACGACAGUACCACUUGAGCGUUCCAUAGAGUGGACCCUCCUCUGGAAUGGAAUUUCUCAAGACCUGCAUAACGAAUGCGCAAGCUAUCGGAGACUUCGAGGCAGUCGCAUUUCAAGCCUUUUCAGUUACCCGAAAUACAGAUGCCUCGCCGAGCCUAGUCGAUAGAAGCCCGGCUGAGGACUUGCAUGCGGUCGAGGCAGAGUUCAGGCAGGGUCAGCAUUUGGUCGUUCAAGAUGCAUCCAAAUCGCUGCUGUGGUUCUUCCGCGCCACUACCGCCGACAAGGCCGGCCAAACGCCCCUCGCUCUUCCUGUCCUACCAGGAUACGACUUCCAAGCGGAGCAAUCGGGUGUGAUGAAAGCUUCCGAGCUAGCCCGCCCUCCCAUGCGCAACGUCACUUCAAGCACCCCUUCUUCGAAUUCUCCAUUAACUCCAGGCGCGCUGAAAGGGCCGGGCUUUCUGGGCGGAAAUGGGCGUGGAGCUCAGGGCACCCCCCAGGCUGCCCAGCCGUUGGACCAGCAGCUGCAACAUGAUAGUUAUGCUAUUUAUGAGCUGUUCACGUCUUCUGUCGUUGCUUUGAUAUCUUUCUAUAUGGUGAGGGAUCACAAGGCGAUCGCUCUGAAUUAUAGAACAUUGCUAUCGAUGCCCGCAGCCCAGCAAGACCCUGAUCAAGACCCAUCUAACUCUUCAGGCAUGCCCUUCUGCCUAACUAACGUCAACGUGUACUGGACGAGUUCAGGCACGCUCGUUAUAUCUAUCUUCUCCGUGUCGAAGGCUGAAAUUCACCGUUUGGAUGGAAUCAAUUCCGAAGAGGCGCAGAAGCAGUUUGUUGGGAGAUGCGUGCGUGUGGCCCCCAAUGGUCUCCUGGCCAAAAUUGUCGGCUUUGAGAGCUUUCCAGAUGUUGCCGCGGAAGAUGUCAGCCAACGAGGGCAACGGAAGCGCGUCAGAAUUGGUCCGGUGGAGCAAAGCAUUGAACGGUGGAAGUCCUUGGUCACGCGCUGGUUGAAAUGGAAGGGUUAUUCAAUACCAGACUUGGAGGAAAAGACGUCAUGGGUGAAAAUCCGCAUCGCACGUUCAAAUCAAUUCGCAGCGUCGAGUCCCGCUCCCGGAGGACAAGCAAGAGAGGUGUUAUGGCCACGAGCGCUUUGCUUCUUCUAUGACGAGCUGUCCAGUGCUGGAGAUGUCCCGGAUACCGCCCGGAUACCGCAGAAAGACACCACCCUUGAUUGGUAUGAAACAAAUUAUUCAAGCGGCUUUCGAGAUCCAAUAGACGUUGCUCAACAAUGGUUCAUGGGCAAACCGGAAAGGGACAAAGCUCUCGAAGCUCGUCGCAAAGCUCAAAAGGCCGAAGAAGAGGCUGCCCAACUAAAAGGUGACAGUCAUGGCCUGCUUCCCUCAUCACCUUUGAAUUCUCGAACGGGUACAUAUGGCGACUUACAGGCCGUUAGCGGCGUGUACCCGACACCCCCAGACGGUGUGGCUCCUGGUGUAGGAAUGCCAAGCAGCGAUAAUGCUGCUAUUCCAGGAGCUGCUCCCAAUACUAUCCUAGUUCCCAGCGGUAGCAAUCCAGCUAUAAACCUCUCCGGUCCACACGACCAUAUCCCCACAGAUACACAGCAGCUUCCUGUGGCCUCACCCGAGCUCCCGCUACCGUUCGACCCGUUUAGUUCUACGCUUCACGGCGGAAACGAUGAUCUUUUCGAAGAUUUGGACGAGGAUGGGUUUGGUGGCAACGACAUUACAGAUGCCGACUUCAAUUUCUUUGACGAGCCGGAUGAGAAUGAAGACGUGGAUAUGUUGGGUAGCUCGGCAGCGCCGGAUAGCAAACCCCCAUCCCAAGAGAAGGCCGGAAAGGACCCCGAAACAUCGUCUUUGCCCGAUGCCGACAUUAAAGAGGAAAUGUCGGAUCCAAUGACUGCGCUCGAUGAUGCUCUUGCCGCAGCGCCCCGUCCUUCCAAUCAGCCCAACAGCCAAGUGAAAAUCGAAACGCAGGCCGAUGAACAAGCCCCCCAACCCGGGGCCCAAGCUGAGCAACCCAUUUCACAACCUACGCAAUCUACCGACCCUUCUAUCAUAUCAGUGAAACUCGAACCCAGCCCUCCACUCAGUCCGCAUCUUGUUCAGCAAAAACUACUGCCGUCUCCCAAGGAGAAACUUAGAUUCCAGACUCCGAAACAACAAAUCACUAGUCGGCAUAGGGACAGUAUCUUCGACCCAGUAAGUUUCAAUCGCAAGAUGAGUCUCUCAGAUGCGAAAUACCACGAGGGCCGGUUCAGCUUCCCUCUCAGAAAGCCCAAAGAAACCAGUGUUUCGAAAGAGCCAACAAAACGUCCUGCUAGCCUUAGGGAACUCCCAUUGCUCACCAAACUUCGCCAUGCCAUUGGCAUGGCCUCGGCGAAAAGCAUUGUGGAACUGAAGACGGUAGUCCUGGAUGAAAGUGAUCUCUCAGACUCGUCGAGUGAGACGCCAUCCACGCCCGAAGAUGAGCCCGAGGAUAUGGUUUCUACUGCGCCUGAGCCACUAUCCGCCGGUCUCUAUUUUCCAGGGAAGAGAAAAUUACCCACGGAUGGGGAUGCCACUCCCAUGUCAGCCACUUCAUUUGCCGAGUCAUUUGGGGGAGAUAUGCAGGAUAUUGCUAGCCUCCAAACCGAUGAGAGCUGUUUGGCGUGGUUCGAACCGAAUCCCUCAGACUGGUGCCUAGCAUACGUACCGGCUCCAGCUGAGUUGCCGCUGGCAGUCGCCCGCAAUGAUGUCCCUGCGUUCUCUCCUAUAAUUCCCUCCAUGCCAGAUACGCCCACAUCUCAGCCUGAUUUACAAGCCGACUUUCCCGACGAGAAGCCACUGAGCCCUAAGGAUAGCAUAGCCGUGGCUCAGAUAGUCACCGAUCAGAUUGUUUCAGCCACGCUGGAUAUUCUUCAUGAGGGGAGUUCCACCGACACUACACCCCACCUCGAUCGAACUUGUUCAGAAACGAAAGCAACCGCUGUUGUCAAGACCAUUUUCCCCAAAGCUGCCGAUUGCAAUGUCCUGAGUCUGGCAUCUGUCCAGGAUGUCUUCCCUGAUCUUCCGCAGCAAUCUAAGGGGCAGCCAAGACCUGCACCACGCAGAAUGAAUGCGCAGACAGAUGGAUCAGCGUCACCAGGCCAUCUCAUCUACCAAAUACCCUCUCCUCAUAUAAGAGUCCGCCGCGCUGAUACCCUAUGGGACCUUCUGCCUCCAGCUCUUUCAUUUUGGGAACCUCUGGGGCUGGCUCCAUGCAAUCCGGCCAAGAACGUUGUUGCUUUCUGCAUUUAUCCCCAAAGCCAUUCCUUAACAUCCUGUCUGGAGAGCUUCCUCGUCAACAUUCAGAUUGCAUACGAAAGCUGCAAGUUUGGGAAUCAUACCAGGAUCCAAACAGUACCGGAGUAUGAGGGGGGACUUGUGCCUUGCACAAUCAACGGACCAACAUCAGCGCGCGCUGCUUUCAGAGUCCUACGUGAGACAUGCACCCAGCUUGGAAAACUUCUUGCCGUCAAGCAUGCACAGAUGAGAGAGAAGGGGCAUCAAAAGAUUAAUGCUUUCGUCAUCUACAUGAUAGACCCUUUCGAGAGCCCAUCCGCUUUGUGGGAGCUCUGCUCUGCCUUUUGGUCCUUAUUCCAAGCAUAUGGCCAAGUCUCAGCUAGUAGACCUGGAUCUGAGCUUCCGCCAAAGCCCGAUCUCGUUCUCCAAAUCAUUCCGAUUAAGUACAUUGCAUCCUUCGAUGUACCAGUUGUCCUGGAUUCCAGUACAUACACCAGCCUUGCGCGCGAGGUUUACGACCGCUGUCCGCCAAGCGCCCCCAGCGAAGACAAGACUCCCCUCACCAUCUACACGGCCCCGUCCUUCCAGCUCGAAGAAGCUAUACCCCGAACCAUUCCCUUCAAGUUGAAUGCUGAGCCGCCACAAGAUCUUCUCCGCGAGAACUCGUAUAUUCAUCUUGGAUAUGCCAUCAGUCUCGACGGGACCUGGAUCACAGCUGCAUGGACCGACAGCUGUGGGAAAUCGCAAGCCGUGGUCUCAUACAACCUCGGCACACGUGUGUUCGGCGAAAUCGCAAAGGAAAUAUGGCAAACGACUGUUGAGAUCUUGCAGGCAAGGAGAGUGACGUGGCGUGUCUGCAUCGCCAAAGCAGGAGUUAUGGAAAGAGAAGAACUAGAGACUUGGGUGUUUUUGGCCUCGUGUCCUACGCAACUAAAUCUGUUUAUAACAUUACUGACUGUGGAUACGAAGCCUCCGCUGAGGUUUACACCCACGAUACCGACGCCCAAUUCUUUGACUAGUAACGCGAAUUCAGCAACGGCACAACAUCUUAGCUCAAACACACCUGGAUCCACACCACAAGCCGCCGGGGGUCUCUCUCCCGAUCACCCCGGCCUCACGCCCGCAGCUACACCAUCGGACUCUACAAACGACCCAUCUAACGACCCGGAAGCGCGCCUCAUCAACGUGACGGACGAAAGCUGGGGUGUUAUCCUCAGCCACCGCCUACAUAACUCCAAUUCUACAGUCGAAUUCCGCCCAUGUCUUAUCAGCGGACUACUCGUCAAACGAGGGGAGACGUACUCCACAUCCAGAAGAACUACACAGGGAGGGGAGAUCCCGGACCCGGAACGCGGGCCGAUUGUUGUGGGCGUUAAUAUUCUCUGGGUCGGCGCUGUCGGUAGUACACGCGCUGCGCAGUCCCCGUUUCCGCCUAGCGCUAGUGGCGCCGAGGGCGUAAGUCCUGGUGGCACUAACCUCACAUCCAACACCUCUAACCCUCAUCUUAACUCCAAUCCACCGAAUACCUCUGGAGCAGGCAUACCUGAGAGGAGUAGUACGAGUUUAAUGUGGACGCCUACGGCACAGAGUCGCGCUACGGCCGAGAAUCUGCUGAAGGAAGUGUUGGCACAGUUUCGGGCGUUGGGGCUGUUGGCCAGAUUGAAGGGAAUGAGGGGCACGAGGGGAGGGACCGUGCCGUGGCAUGUGGGGGCUGCGAUGAGGGGCGUGGGGGGCGUAGUAAAGUGCUUGCAGUAG